Molecule: messenger RNA, 806 nt
Organism: Lactuca virosa
Lineage: Eukaryota; Viridiplantae; Streptophyta; Magnoliopsida; Asterales; Asteraceae
Source: the annotation of a GenBank genome assembly
AUGCAACUAAGUGAGAAUUCACAGCCGAUACGGAUCGAGUACACACCAAUUCAAGAUUCUAGCACAACCAUGUUCAUCAAAUCUGGUGUUAUAUCACAUAAUACGGAGAGGAUCUAUUUCUGCACGAAAAAUGGGCUGCUAUUGGAGUUUACUGAGGCUGAUCCUCCAAGAUGGAUAAACCAUGGGAAGCCUCCUGGUGCAGAUGUUGCAGCCAUAGCACCUCGUAGUUUAGGUGAACCAGACAUAUGUACGAUUUCUGAAAGCCCUUCCACUUCCAGACCAAAUUCAGAAAUAAAAUACGCAUUCGAAGUGGUGUGUAUAAUAAAAGGCCAUAUGGUGUUGUGCUUUCCCUCAACGCCUAAUAAGCUGUGGAUGACUGUGGGUUUGUUUCUUGGUGGUUCAUCUCUUUUUGGCGUUGGUUUGUAUCUUUCUUAUGUCCAUAUUGCCCCUCAACAAGCUCGAAUAAAAGCCCGAAAUGAUUAUGUAAGAGAUAGGUUGAAAAAGAAAUACGGGUAUGACAAAUUCACUACCCAGCCAAACAAAGACUAAUUUCACUUCAUGUCAAAGGAAAUGGAAUAGGAAGCAUGAAAAUGACCAAAAUACCCUUUCUUUAAUUGUGUAUGUAAUUUGUUGUGUUUAGUAUCAAUUUUCAGGUCUUAUCAAAAUUGUGCCUUUGAUAUGAAUACCACAUUCUUAAGCACACACCAUUGGAUUUUGCAUUGUAUGCAUUUGUUGGAUGGAAUGGAAUGAACUGACAAAUGAAUGGAAUGGCUAAAGGUAAUUGAAUAAGCAAAAGAUAAUGGAAU